Molecule: messenger RNA, 415 nt
Organism: Suillus subalutaceus
Lineage: Eukaryota; Fungi; Basidiomycota; Agaricomycetes; Boletales; Suillaceae
Exons: 4
Coding region: 11-169 (52 amino acids)
Source: RefSeq, a predicted model, not a curated record
UGUUGGGGCUAUGAGCUACGCCUUUGUCAAGUCUUUAUCAAGGAAUCCAGUACAAACUUACCAAGAACUGCUCAAGUCUAUUAGGGACAUUUUGAAGCAACAUUAUCAGCAGAAACCGCAACUAUCGAGCUCGCACCCCAUUGAUACUAAUUUACGCUUCAUCCUCUAACGUGACGAUUUUGGGCAUUAUUAUUAUGCUGCGGUGCUCGCAAUACUUAUAUCAUAUUAACCAACUUAGUGUUCUAUGUACGAGACUAGUAUUUAUGUAUCAGUCUUGGUCUCUCGUUGACGAGAUAUGUAUGUCUAGUUUCGAGCGGUGAUGAAAACGCACCGAGGUACUUUGAAUCAACCCUUCUCUUGUUCCGCAUCACUAUAUUUUCACGUACUCUUGUCCACAAUGAUUCUAAUGAUUACC